Molecule: messenger RNA, 3050 nt
Organism: Rhinolophus ferrumequinum (greater horseshoe bat)
Lineage: Eukaryota; Metazoa; Chordata; Mammalia; Chiroptera; Rhinolophidae
Gene: CAPZA1
Product: capping actin protein of muscle Z-line subunit alpha 1
Exons: 10
Coding region: 673-1533 (286 amino acids)
Biological process (GO): actin cytoskeleton organization; barbed-end actin filament capping
Cellular component (GO): actin cortical patch; F-actin capping protein complex
Molecular function (GO): actin filament binding
Source: RefSeq, a predicted model, not a curated record
GGGAGUGGGGAAUCCUGGGAUAGUGGCGGACCUGAAGUUGGCCUCUGUGAAGGCUGAGUUCCAGGGCACGGGGAGCGAGAAGGUUUGGAAGGUGGAGGACCGUCCAGAACUGGGCUACCUAUUCCUUCGAAGGGCGGGAAGGGGCGGAUAGAGGUACCUGUUCUGGAGGAACUGGACUGAGAUGUGACCCCCGGAAUGAAGUGGUUUUGCUUGCAUACGAGGAGGGGGGUCAUCUUUCAUCCCCCCCUUCCUGGGGUUGAAAAGGCUAUCGACCGAGCAGGGGCCGAGCAGCACUCAGUCGUUUUGGACACGGCUGCCAUGGAAAUCACUGGUACUGGGAAAGCCUGUAAGAGUAGCAACUGCUAUUUUGUCGGAGGGAGCCCAGGCACCAAGAACAGUCGAAACACUCUCCCGGCGCGCGUCCCACAGACGAAUGGGGGAAUGAAUGUGACUCAGUGAGCGAGAUGAUAGAUUUAAAGUCAUUUAAGGCAAAGUCGACUUCCCGGGCCGCGGGCUCUCGGAGCCCUCCACCCCCGCCCGUAACUGACAUGGCGCCCUCCCGGUCGGCGUUUCCGGGCGGGUCCUUCCGACGGCCCCCGCGGUGAUUCCAUCACUCUUCUUCCUUCCCGGCCUGCCUCGCGCCGGGGCCGGGCUGGGCCAGAGCUGCCCAAGAUGGCCGACUUCGAGGAUCGGGUGUCGGAUGAGGAGAAGGUACGCAUAGCUGCUAAAUUCAUCACUCAUGCACCCCCAGGGGAAUUUAAUGAAGUGUUCAAUGAUGUCCGGCUACUACUUAAUAAUGACAAUCUCCUCAGGGAAGGGGCAGCACAUGCGUUUGCCCAGUAUAACAUGGAUCAGUUCACGCCGGUGAAGAUAGAAGGAUAUGAAGAUCAGGUCUUAAUUACAGAACACGGCGACCUGGGUAAUAGCAGAUUUUUAGAUCCAAGAAACAAAAUUUCCUUUAAGUUUGAUCACUUACGGAAAGAAGCAAGUGACCCCCAGCCAGAGGAAGUAGAUGGAGGUCUGAGGUCUUGGAGAGAUUUCUGCGACUAUGCUCUAAAGGCCUAUGUGAAAGAUCAUUAUUCCAACGGCUUCUGUACUGUUUAUGCUAAAACUAUAGAUGGGCAACAGACCAUUAUUGCGUGUAUUGAAAGCCACCAGUUUCAGCCUAAAAACUUCUGGAAUGGUCGUUGGAGAUCAGAAUGGAAGUUCACCAUCACACCACCUACAGCCCAGGUGGUUGGAGUACUUAAGAUUCAGGUUCACUACUAUGAAGAUGGCAACGUCCAGCUGGUUAGUCAUAAAGACGUACAGGAUUCUGUAACUAUUGCGAAUGAAGACCAAACUGCCAGGGAGUUUGUUAAAAUCAUAGAGCAUGCAGAAAAUGAGUACCAGACAGCAAUUAGUGAAAACUAUCAGACAAUGUCAGAUACCACGUUCAAGGCCUUGCGCCGGCAGCUUCCGGUCACCCGGACCAAGAUCGAUUGGAACAAGAUACUCAGCUACAAGAUUGGCAAGGAGAUGCAGAAUGCUUAAAAGCUGAAUGUAGGAUUCUUCAGUCCAUGUAAAGAAAGGAUUCAACAUGUGGUCAUAUGAUAAAUAAGUGAUUUAUAAACAAGAGUGAUAUUUUGCUAGGGCUUUCAAAGUUAACAGGUUUUGUAGCCUCAUGGAAUACUGUUGAACCUAUAGCAUUGUCUUGAUACUUUUGUUUUUUAUGCCUUGUAAUUUUCUGUUUUUACUAUAUCUACUUGUAAAUCUUGUGGGGUUUUUUGUUUGUUUGUUUUCUUUUAAAUUCUGCCUCAUUUAAUGAUGGAGCGAGAGAGACCUAUCCUGGAGUCAUUUUACUGUUUAGAAAAUUUCCCUAGCCAUGAAGCCCUCUUACUGAUAUAGACAGGUAAUAUGUUUAGUGCUUUUCUACCCCUGACCUUCAAAACACUCCUGGUACUUCCAUGGUUUAUACUGAUCCACCAACAGCUAAAGAGGCUACGCUCCCAACUGUAGCUGAAUGAAGACACAUUCAUCCUUCUCCCUUGACUGCUUUAAUCAUUUAUAGCAUCGCAUAACUGUAGUUUUCACAAGUUUGGGUUGGGGGUUUUCAGGUCCUUCCAGGAGGGCAGAGGAAGUUUCCUGGAAACCCCAUUAUAGCCAGCUUCUCUGGGGAAGUUGUUUUUAAUUCCAAAGACUUGAACCACAUUCCCUGCUCAUUAACGUGUCAGUUUUCCCCUCCCUGGUCGUCUCCUCCCCACCUAGGACCAUUAUAGUUACAGACAUCUGCAUUUUUAGCAGAGUUUUACCCAUUUCUUAUUUGUUUUUUUUUUUUAAUAUUCAAGAACUGCUGGCGUGUGAGGGAUGUAGUAGAUGAUCAAACUUGAAAAAGACAGAUGUUGAAGAAACAAUAGGUUUCUUCUGCUUUAAUGCUUAUUGGCAGGAUGGUACUAUAAGCAAAUGAGUCAAACAACUAUGUGACUCACAAACAAAAUCUAAACAUGAACCAAAGUGAAAAGGAGAACUCCCAGGCAGUAUCUUUCUGUUGUAACCUGUUAUUUAAGAGACUACUAGUGAUUUGUUCUAUACUAGUGAUGUAAAGCUUAUUCCAAAUUACUUUUCCUCAGUCCUGCCUGCCAAGAACUCAAAUGUAACUGUGAUACAGCAACCCUUCCCAGGUAUAUUGGCAGGUGUAUGUGUGAGCUCCAAAUACACAGGUGACAGAGAGGCUAUGACGACUGACAUGGUGGGUUCAUUUACAUUGUUUACACUUCUAUGACCAGGCCUUAAAGGGAAGGUCAGUUUUUUAAAAACCAAGUAGUGUCUUCCUACCUGUCUCCAUCUACAUGUCAAAAAAGAAGGGUGUUUGUGCUUCAGCUUUGUUUUCGCUCAGUAACAUAGUCAAGCAAGAGUUUGUUUCCAAGUGACACGUUGAGCUGUGUAAGCAUUUUUGUUUAUUUCAAAUAAAAUAUAUUUGUAUUAUUUGUCAUUCCUGCUAUCCAUCCACACCGCACUAUCCUCUGUAUCAGGUAGUCCAAUAGAAAUAUACCUGUUUUGUUCUUAAAGUG